ACACACUUUUAUUCUUCCUUUUGUUUUUUUCCUCGGUUUAAAGAGAGAGGACAGGAUGUCUCAGGUGUGUCCUUCUGCUUAACCAUUAAACCCAGACAUGAUCCAGUGACGUUCCUCAGCUCACCGCCUCCAACAAGACUUUUUUACAUUUUGAUCAUUUUGCUUCUUUUUUUCGCUGCAAAAAUGUUAGAAAAGAUCUUUUUGCUGCUUUGUUUUUCCUCCGCGUUGGCAAACCAACUGUGUAAACCAGACGCUUCAGACGGAUAUAAAGUUCGAAUCAGCCUCAAAACUGCUCUGGGAGACGACGCUUACGUCUGGAAUGAAAACGAAAUGUUCUUUUUCCGAUCGACUCUGGCGUUCGCCAUGAGGACUCACGUCAGCGGCCAGAGAUUUGAAGUGUCGAACAUCGUCGUGUGUAACGAGACGCCCAGAGUUUCCUUCUGGUUUGUGGUGACGCAGCCGCAGAAUCUGUCGCAACUCAUCGAUAAAGAACACGUGGAGGAGGCCAUCAGAAAGUCCAGGAGUCGGAUCAACAGCGCUUUCCUACUCACGGAUAACACGCUGGAGUUUAUCGGGAUCCAGCCCACGCUGGCCGCUCCAGUCGAGCCGGUCACGCCUCCGUGGCUCAUCGUGUUCGGGGUGGUGAUGGGCGCCAUCGCCGCCGGGAUCAUCGUCUACAUGGUGUCCACUGUGGUCAGAAAGAAACGUAAGAAGAACGAGAAAACAAACGGCGACGACACAGACGACGAGACGCGAGUGAAGACGAUAGAAAGCGGCAGAGCAGCUGACGGCGUUUAUAACCUGUCCUUCGCUGAUGACGAGAGAUUGUAAACUUUUAUCUAAAAAACCCACUCCCAUAUGAACAAUAAAACUUAGAAUGGAAACAUUAGGGUUAUUUUAUUCAAGGUUUUUAAGUGUGAUUGUAUGACAUAGCUGUGAGCGCCCCCUGCUGCUGAGAACCAGCCCAUCAGGACACAAUGAAAAACAGCCACUUUAGCCACUGAGCUAAAGAUUCACCAAAUAAAACUAAAUCUACGUUGGUUUCUCCGCGACCUUGAGUUUCUUAAAUAAUUACAAAUAGUCACUAUGACUCAGCAGCCACUUCAUUAGGUGCUGAUUCUUCUUCUUCUUUAACGACAUCUCGUGUCCAUGAUGUUUCAUUACUGCCAUCUCCUGGAAUUAAAAGACUCCUACACUCCA
Solea solea (common sole) is the source of this 1200-nucleotide messenger RNA. It is a transcript of the gene cltrn, whose product is annotated as collectrin, amino acid transport regulator. The transcript has 6 exons. Bases 184 to 831 code for a protein of 215 amino acids. NCBI's taxonomy places the organism in Eukaryota, Metazoa, Chordata, Actinopteri, Pleuronectiformes, Soleidae. The record is from RefSeq and is a predicted model, not a curated record.